This is a messenger RNA of Lytechinus pictus (painted urchin), 8830 nucleotides long. RefSeq lists its product as uncharacterized. Bases 732 to 8243 code for a protein of 2503 amino acids. The transcript has 3 exons. The record is from RefSeq and is a predicted model, not a curated record. Lineage: Eukaryota; Metazoa; Echinodermata; Echinoidea; Temnopleuroida; Toxopneustidae.
GGCUGAUUAAACAGAGGACUACGAAUGAAGUGGGGAAUGGUGAGACGAAAAUUCAAAAAGAGAAGAAAUGGAUGAAGGAGAGGAAGAGGGAAGAAAAUAAAUUAUGAAAAAAAGAAGAAUGGUGGAAGAAGUAGAAAUGAAGGAAAAAAUGACAGGCGGUUAAAUAAACGCGAAUGGCGAAUUUACUCGCGAUAAUAAAAAAAAUCGAGUCAUCAAUAAUUUGCUGUUUGCAAUUGAUUGCAAAUGCAACCAUACACCGCCCCUCCCAAAUACUCCCUUCGAAUAUAAUAUCCUGAUUACACCAUGCCGAAAAUGAUCGAUCAGAAAUGACGUCAUAAUAAAUGGUUGGAUAUUCUUAAUGCGCGCUCUCCUAUUUAGGCCCGUUCUCAUAGAGCUGUAUGCAUAAUCACUGUGCAGACUACAAUAUAUAGAAAAGGAAUUCCGCAUGUGCACUAUGUAUUUUAUGAUGCAUGGCGUAAGCACCAGUGGCAAUGCAUACGCGCUUGUGAAUGUUAUGCGCGCGCAUGCCAUUCUCCAUGGCAACGCGCUCAACGCAACAAGUGCAUGCAACAUGAGCUGAAACAAAAAAAUAAACAAAACAAUUUCAAUGGAUUUUUCUCUGAAGAAAUGGAUGCUCGAGCUUUGUGUGUGUCUGUUGCUGGAUUUUUCUGAAUCUUCGUUAUUCGCCUUUUUUAUCCUUUUGGGGAAAUAAAGAUGGAUUUCUAAUUAAAAUGGGCAAGGAGAGCACGCGACAUAAUAAGGGAAACUCGGAUGAUGAGAACUGGCGAAAUCAACGAAGCAGGGUGGCUUCCCCGAAGAAAGUGACAACGGGAUCAUCUCGAGUUUCAUCCACCUCAUCAUUGGCGUCGUCAUCAUCGAGCAAUGCUCGACAUAGACGAGAAGGAGGAAAAGUUUCCAUGUCUUCAUCCACAUCAUCCUCAACGACAUCAGUUCACAAAUCGGCAUCGAAGAGUAGUCAAGAAAGCUGCGGCAGCUCUCAUUGCAGAAGGAACAAACGCAUGCGGACAAAGUCAGGGAAGAAGCACCAUGAAGAAGAGCAAAGGAAGUCUUCUUCAUCCUCAGAGAAACUCGGUGAUCGACGCCGUUCACUAACCUCUGAUGAAUCGAGAUCGAGACGGACAGGCGACGAUAACAAAUCAAGGCAUCGGUCUGAGUCUAAAGGAACCCGGGCCGACGACGAAGGUUCAUGGCGCAAGAGAUCACCACCCGCAGGAUCGUCUUCGACGAAGGGAGCCCAUGGAUCUUCACGACACCACACCAAAGACAGUAGAGAAAGUAGAGAUAUGAGUGGAAGCGGGAAAACAGAUCAGCAGCAAAGACAUAAAACGUUAGAUAAGAAAUCCGUUGAUCAUCCCAUUAAGGAAGAAGCCACUACCAGUAAGCUGGACCAAAGUGUCAAGGGAUCGGAAGACAUUUUCGAUUUUGCAUCAGAUAUCUUUAAGGAAGGCGAACGAAAAUGCGCGAAAGGCGUCAAAUCGAGUUCAGCAUCCAGGACAGAAGUCAAGAAAGAUGCUCGAUCACAUCGUUUGCUUAAGCAGACUGAUGAUCGGAGAAAGAAAGAGUAUCUUGGAUACCAGCCAACAUAUGUUCAUAAGCUCUACUCUUACGGAAUCGACAACAAGGGGAAGAAGGAACCGCAGAAAUCUGGACCGAGCAAGAAGGAUGAGGAGAUGAUGUUCAGGAAAAGAGCGGUGUAUAUGAUGCACUUGGAAGAAGAGCGAAAGAGGAAAGAAAAAGCAGAGAAAGAAGCUGAAAAGAGAGGACUCUCAAAAUCACUUGAAAACAAUAUGAAAGAUGUGAAUGAAAAGCUUGAAGAAGCUUUGAAGGGGAGGACGAGCACCCCUGAUUUACAGCAGAUCAAUGAAACUGAGAGGAGGGAGACAAUGGUUACAGAAACAACUCGUUUGCUGCAAGACAUGGAAGCAGCUCUGCCGGAUGAUUGUGAAAGAGAGGCAGUCCCCCAAAGUGCCAAGAAGGGAAGGAGCUCAGAGGGUUGUGGCUGGACCGGUCCCGAUGUACAUCAUUUUUCUGAAGCAAUGAAGGGAUGUUCUACGUCAAAUAAGCAUGACGGUGGUAAACCGACAAACUUCAGCAGUGGCAAUCCUGAUCCAGAGAGAAUGGAUACUUCUGCUGACCAGACCACGGCAAAGAUUAACACUGAAGACGCCCAAGAUGAGACGGGGGAAGAAGAAAUCUGGAGCUUUGAAAAUAGUUCUUCUUCGUGCGAUACUUCUGAUGGGAAGAAAGGAUCAGCAAAUAUAAAUACAGUAAGCAACCAUUGCGAUGAUAUGAAUGAAGUUGGUAUGUCUACAGAAUCUGGUGAAGGACAUGCAGAAAGCCGGGCUGCAAGAGAUGACAGACUGUAUGAAUCUAACUCGAAUGAUGCAAAAAGGGAAGGAGAGUCACAUGGAAGACACAACGGUCUUCCUCCAGUGAUAUCCAAUCUUCAUCAGAAGGAUAACGGGAGGGUUUUAGCUGCAUCGCGGAAGGAACAUGUCAUUCGCAUUUCCCCUGAAACUGUUUGCAGUAAGAUUCAAUUGUCAAUGACUGACAAAGAGAAAACCGUGAAUACACAGCAAUUGGAGCAGAGUGAUUUAGUGCGUGAAUGUCCUGAUACUUUAGCGGCAGAGAUUGCAGAUGUGCAGGAAGCUGGUGUAAAGAAGUUAUUAACCGGAAUUGCAGAAUGCAAAAAGGAAAUGAUGCCACAGAAAGGUCAACUUGAUGUACCAAUAUCGCGUGUUGAAACACUCCAUAGUGGGCCCCAUGAUAUUCCUGGUGUAUGCAAGAAAAUAGAGCCGGGGAUUCCCUUUGAAACCGAAGUCACUAUAUUUGAUCCUUCAGAGUUUCCCGCUUCAACAAAAGACAUUUCCAGCGUGACACAUGCUAAUAAAGUCGACAUAAGUAUGUCAUCAUCGGGACAUACAGAAACGGAAGCAAAGGAGAACGUGCAUCAGACUACGGAUCCUGAAAUACCAUUGACAAAAUCAAACUCUGUGCCUAGACGUUAUGGUACUCCUAUGCAAUUGCAGAGAACGGAUCCAGUGGAUAUAUUGCAAAGUGAUGCGAUCGCCUCUAGCCAUUCUUCGUCUACAAAAUUGGCACCAAGUCAACAAUAUACCCGAAUUGCACCUGCCAAGACAGUCAAAGCGACACCGACAUAUGUUCUAUCCCCUGCACCAGGUUAUGUCCAACUCACGCCACAACAGACUUUAAUUAUGACGUCGUCUGCUAACGUUACACCAACAAGGAAUGUGUUACAUGUGAUUGGAAAUAAAAAUCAAGGUAUGAUUCAGACGAUUGAAAAUAACAGUGUCUGUCUACAAAGGCAACCAAGACCCAUAGAUGUGAAAGGACCAACGAUGCAGAUUCCUCAUGGAGAUGGAUCUGUUGUCAGUCAGGUAAAUAAUGCUGCUUGUCUAUCAGUUCCCCCUUUGGUCGUUUUGCCAAACAACGUCCUUCAUGGGGUCAAAGGCCAACAAGGACAAAAUAUGAACUUUGUCGGUUAUGACUUUAUUGGUACUCAAAUUGCAGGUAGAACUGCUUCUAAAUCGGAUUAUCAACGCGACAUGGAUCGAACGAUGUGCCUUGAUCAAAGACGCAACACAAGCAGUCAAGCUCAAAAAGAAGUUUUCAUGUUAGGAACCGAUGGAGGAACCCAAUCGACGAAGUUAGUACAUACUGAAACAGCAGCUUUGUCCUCCACGCCACAAGGGCUGCUGGGAUACAUCAAUGUUCCGGUGAUCAAAGACGACCAAGGACGUUUGGUGAUGAUUCUUCCUAAUGAGAAAGGAAUCAUGGGAUCGAACCAGGCAAAAACAUUUGAAGUUGGUAAUGUGUCUUCAAAUCAGACUAAGAUGGGCUCAAAUGUACCAAUGGUUGAUCAGGUUUCUAAACAAGUACAGCAAGCCUUUUCAACGAAUGUGUCGAUUGAAACAUCCAGACUCCAACAGCCUUCCAUAUUGCGGCAGGAUCAGGACAUGGCUCAUACCACAGCGCAAUUACAAAAGAACGCUAGGACCUUGGUUCCUCGUACUUCACUUGUAACCUCAAAUGAGGGAACUUCCAAGUCUACAAUUGCAGAAAUACGGGCAGCAAGCACAUCAUCUGUCACUUCAAAUGCUAAUGUCUCUGAAGAUAGUAAGCAGAAGAUUGAUGACAGUCACGGCAAGAGCUCAUCCAUUAAGCCCAAAGAUACUCUAGAAAAGGGUGAAGAAUGUAAAAAAGACCAUGGAUCACUCAAUAGUAAGAGUGUUGAUGAGUUACGAGUUCGUCAGAAAGCCGUUACUUCUAAACUCAAAGAACUGAGGAGUGUUAGAGUAUUGAUUGCCAAACAUGGUCGAAUGGAAGAAAUAGAAUGCGUUAGGAUGGUAGAACGAUUGAAACAAGUCGAAGAUCUCUUCUUUCGGCAACUGAUUGCUACUUCAAAGGAACUUGAUGAUAGGCUGAGUAAUGCGCAGCAAGGUGUCAAAAGAGAUGCCAAAGUGGUAUCUACAUAUAACUCUGUAAAGGGUAAAGGAGUUAGAGAAUCAAAUUUGACAGAUUCAAAUAUGCCAUCUUCGGGGAGUGUCGCCAACAAGAUGAAACGAUCCGAUGAGACUGUUGAUAAAUUACUCAACACCGCUAAUCUCCUACGCAAUUGUAUUAACGCAAUGGCAAAGAAGAGACAUGGAAGACCUGAAAGGAUAAAUGAAAACACUUCCAUUCAGAACGGAGAAUUACGCUGUGAUGCAGGACGAUGUCAAAAAGCUGCAGAGGCCAAGAAUAAAUCAAAAGGAAAUGGAAUGGAAGAGCGGAAUUCAGAAACACUGAAGGACCAUGAGACCCCACAUGGAAGUUCAACCACGACGGUGUCGACGGACCUAGGGUGUGACUUGAGUAACGGGUCACCCGAAGGAGAGCAGUACCACUUACAGCCACCUGAUACAAAUGCAGAAGCCUCAACCGAAAAGAUUGUUCUGAGAUUGCAAAGGGUGCGGAACAGAGAAGAUUCCUCCUCAGCAUCAGUGGAGGGCAUCCAAAGUAAACACUCACCCCACAGUAACGGUAUCAGAAAGGAGGUAGACACAUUACUGUUGCAAGAAAAGUCCUGCAAUUCACUUGGGUGCUACAUGAGGAACGUGAAUAAAGCAGAUUCCAGUGGAAACUUUCAUAAUGAGAGUAAUAGUCCUGAAACUAAUAGGAAAGUCAACAGAAGCAAAAAACCAACUGAGGUCAUGACGUCAGAAAGUAAGUUCGGAUGUUCUAAAGAAUCAUCAAAUAGCAGCGGAAAAUAUGUUACGAGCAAAACAUGCAACAGAGAUGACACUAGCACUGGAUCAAGAAACGAGGCACAGAAGGGCUCCCAGAUAGAAAAGAAACAUGCCGUAUUCACUGGACCAACGAAGGAGCAAGUCCAAGAAGAAGAUAGGCGAGAAAGAGAAAUGGUUAAAGAAGCGUGGAAUCGGGUGUUUCCAAGGUCUUCUGUGAAAGAUCCUUGCAGCAAUUACAUAGAGAGCUCCAGUUCAAGUGAAAGUGAGCAACACACUAGUUGUACAAGUGAAAAGGGAGAAAAACUUCGAAAUACUGGUAAGGACAUACAUAGGCAGAUAAAGCAUGUUUAUGGAAAUCCAGUUAUCCGAGGAAACCUCGCAAGUAUUGGUAACAUCAAUGUCACCAGGCAGGUUGGGGGAAGUUCAGAAACGAAGUUUCAGUGGCUGCUAAAGCAACUACAGAAGAAAAGGAACGGAGGGUCACAGGUGAAACAGAAGAAUCAGCUAAGAAUGCAGAUGCCUUUCGAUACAAACAGUGAAGAUGGCAGAGAAUAUGUAUCUAUGGUUUCAAGAGGUGUUCAAACUCGCAAAAGUAGAAUCACCAGCAAUGACACCGGAAUCGGCUCCCGUAAAGAAUUCAUGACAGGUCAGGUAAAGGUAGAUGAAAAUAAAGAAAAUUCUCUUCCUACUUGCCUCUCUCAUUUUAACCAUAAUUCUUCGUCGGACAAUCAGAACUGCCAGACGAAAAAAAGAGGACGGGAAUCGACAGGAAGUAGCGGGAAACCACUUGAGAAACUACCUCGGAUACGAUCACCCACACUCAACGUCGAAUCAAAAGGGGAGAUUAAUCAGAUGGAUGAUAUACAAGAUCUGAUCUCCUUGCGAGAAGAAGUCUUAUCACGUCAAUCCAGUUCUAGUGAGGGCACUGUUGAGUAUUGCGACAACUUGAUAUCUGUAGAGGAAAACUUCCGACAGCUCAAGCCUGUGGAAAAAGAGAAGAAAAAGUUUCGGAGCACUGGGACAAUGACAGCCCCAACAACGGGAGACAAGUCGUUUAUGAAGCCAAGUAAAGCCAGCAGUAGUCGCAAGUUUGCAACUAAGACACGCGGUCAUGGAACUUAUGGCUGGUGCAAGAAAAGAGUCGUACGGAAGAUUUCAAAGUCUAAAGGAAAAAAGGGAACCAAAGUGUCAACAGCUAAAGGCAAAGUUAAAUCAAAGGUGGCAUCUUCCAAGAAGAAUGAUUUUGUUCUUAUAUCAGAUGAUUCGUUAGAAGGGCAGUCAGAAGAGGAAAGUCCAGAGAAGGAAAUAAUCCCCCAAAAGACAAGAAGGAAUACUCUCGCGUCAUUAUCUGCCCGACUUUGGGACGAGUGUUACUGGUCUACGAUAAAUGACACUAGUAAUCACGAUGUAAGUGCGGCAAAGAGUAUCCUGCCAUCUAAUAACAGUCCUCCUACAACUAGAAAAACAGGAUUGGAAUCGAAGAUGCUAGGACUAUGGAGUGAUCUUCUGAGAUACUCUGGGAAUCGCCACGAUGUUGACACUUUACCCGUUACUUUAGAAGACCUUGACAAGCUGGAUCUACCACCAGCAAUUGCCAGUUCCAUGAAGAUACUUCUUGAAGGAUAUGAUAUGGUGAAGCAGGGAUCAAGUCUUACCAAUGAAGACUCAAAAUCAAGCAUUGACCCUCAGGUCGAAUCAAUCCUCAAUGAAAACAACUCUGCUGUAAUACUUCAGAUGACGAACAACGAGUCACCCUUCGAAGAAGAAGGAAGAACAGAUGAUAAAGAAAGCACAACUGACACCUCACCAAGCUAUGACGAAGAGAGUCAUGUAUCUUCAAGCACUUGGGAAGCAUCGGUGAGCACUGAAUUCUCAUUAGAAACCUUGACGUCACAUAGCGCAAACACAGUUGGAUCUGGUCCCUCCUACCACUCUUCCUCGACGACAGCAUCUCCACCAUCCCUAAGCACUGAAGAUGGAUAUAUCCCAGCGGAAGAACCUGAGAGAAACCUUAGACGGUGGCCCACGAGGAUGGAACUUGCAUCAGCGAAUUACCUUACUGACGCAAUCUCCCCUGACAUUUCAGCAGAUGUCAUGAACAGGAACGACCCACACGAUGAAGGGGACAGUGGGCGAUCGGGUAGCGAAAGGGCAGACUCUGUGGCGGUAGGAACGUCGACAGGCUGGCAGAUAAGUGGCGCAGGAGACCUCAGGGAGCCAAGGAUGUUAACUGCACCCAAGGCAACUGCCAGGAACAGGAGACGACAGAACAGGGUUAUGAGCUGGCCAACCAUAAUCCAUGAAGAAGAGGAUCCUGAUGACGACAUUCCUCUGGCCAAGCUCAUUGAGAUGGAGAGAUUGAAGAGACUUCAACAAGAGGCUGUAGGAAAUGACCAUCCUCUUGAGACACUGUUGAAGGUGGCCAACAAGGACAAUAAUAUGGAGACGAGUCCGUCCUCUCCGGAGUCGGAUCUUCCAGGUCCAUUCCUCCUUAUUCCUUCGCGACUGAGACAAAUUUCAUUAGACUGCCCCGUCCCAGGGACAGCUGCUGAGGACAAGCAGCAGGAUGCAGCAGUAUCGAAGCGAAAUGAUGGCACCAAAGGUAGUGAGCGUUGCGAAACAGCGGAAGCAGAUGGUCAGUGUAUAGACUAUUCCAAUGACAUUCAUUCAAGGCAACAGGAGGAACACAAAGAUAUGGACGAACAGAGAGAUUUGAACAUGUCACAGAGUUCAGUUACUUUGAAGAAAUCUGGUAAAUUCCUGUAUGGAGACUCUAAGAAGGGCAAAUCCCUGGUGAAGAAACAGAAUCCUACAUCGAAAGUAGUAGUGCAAGACCUCUCUUCGAAUUCCAGUGAGGCUUCCAAGCCGUGUGGUAGACGGUUUGUAGUAAGUUGCUCUCCAGAUACAGAUGCACUGUCAAACGGGAACCACUUGUACUACAGAAACGAUUCAAGUCCUGAUAUAUUUGAUUGAACUUAUAUGUUACGUCAAUUUGAUACCCAUGGACUAGACUAGUUGAUUACUAGCUGGGUGCGACGGCUUCUCAGAUGCCUUCUAACUCUCAUCGUGAUUGGUUCAUGUGUUUGGAACUGUAUGCGCAGAAUUAGCGCUUUCCGCUUGCCUGUGGGUUUCGCGCAGACGCACUAUAAGAGUCUUCAUUGGUAUCCUUUUGACAGUAUUUGAAGUCUGUUUAAUUUUCCUUUGCUUCUUCCUGGUACUUUAAACUGUAUGAUAUCAAUAACGUGUGUUUAAAUGGUAACUGGAAAAUACUCAGAAGUUUCGUUAAGUUUAAUGUAAAUGAAAUGAUGUACAUUAAAAAAAUAAGACUAUUUUACGAGGAGCCGACCCAAUCUUUGCAAGCUUUCAUAUGGAUUGCAUAAUGGACCUAUAUGUCUGUCGGUUUUUUUUAUGUCAUAGAUUGCGGUAUUUCAAUAUUACGUUUGUAAAUUGGUCAUUCCAUCAUCUUGCUAUUAAAAUGUAAAUUAUCAAGAACAUAAAAUAUGCGAUUAGGGGCGAUGUCAGGGUAUUUUCAUAAGGGGAAGAUUUUUUACAAUUGAUGU